Molecule: messenger RNA, 657 nt
Organism: Rhagoletis pomonella (apple maggot)
Lineage: Eukaryota; Metazoa; Arthropoda; Insecta; Diptera; Tephritidae
Product: cytochrome c oxidase subunit 6b-2-like
Exons: 1
Coding region: 72-332 (86 amino acids)
Cellular component (GO): mitochondrion; respiratory chain complex IV
Source: RefSeq, a predicted model, not a curated record
UCAUUUUCUUGUUUGCAUAAAUGUGAUUAUUACAUAACAUUGCUUGAAGAGCGGAAAGAAAAUUACUGUCCAUGUCUAAAAAAGAACAAAAAAAGAGCGAACUCGAAUAUAAGAUGGAAACAGUUCCGAUGGACCCGCGUUUUCCAAAUAUGAAUGUAACACGACAUUGCUGGUUUUCCUAUGUGGAAUACCAUCGUUGUCAGAAGAGUCGCGGAGAAGGGGAUGAAUCAUGCCAAUAUUUUCAAAAAGUUUUCAAAACAAUGUGUCCCAAUGCUUGGGUGGAAAAGUGGGGUGAACAACGGGAAGCUGGUGUGUUUCCAGGCAGAAUUUAAAAUCGACCGCAAUUAGUAUAUAUUCUUAAUUAUUGUUGAAUUUAAUCAAAAAAUAUGCAAUUUUCAAACCACUCCGAUAUACACGUACGCACACGCAACCACUUUUUCACCUAUUUGCUAUAAAUUUCUUUAAUAAAAAUUAUUUUUAGUGUAGGGAAUUGGGAACGUUUUUUCGAUCGGUACUCAACCAAGUUAUUCAUAGAGCGGCUAGAGUAUCAAGCAAAUUUAUUUGUGAACUGAAGGCUUGUUGAAAAGGAAAACAGAUUUGUGAGCUAUAUACAAGUUAAAAAGUGUAUGGUUUGAAUCUUAUUUGGGGCAUAGUUUU